AUCUCAUCUGUUCUUCAAUUCUUGCCUUUAUCCUUCCUACCAUCUUUCACUUCAACCUCGUUCUUAUAGUUUUCAAUGUCUGAAGCACAGAGUAACAUCCCUACUUUCAAGCUUGUCCUUGUUGGUGAUGGAGGAACCGGAAAGACCACUUUCGUCAAGCGUCAUCUGACCGGUGAAUUCGAGAAAAAGUACAUUGCCACUCUCGGUGUCGAAGUUCACCCUCUAUCCUUCUCAACAAACUUCGGUACCAUCUGCUUCAACGUUUGGGAUACCGCUGGACAAGAAAAAUUCGGUGGUCUUCGUGAUGGAUACUAUAUCCAAGGCCAAUGUGGUAUUAUCAUGUUCGAUGUGACUUCGAGAAUCACAUACAAGAACGUUCCCAAUUGGCACCGUGACCUUGAGCGUGUUUGCGAGAACAUCCCAAUUGUUCUCUGUGGAAACAAGGUUGACAUCAAAGAGCGCAAAGUAAAGACUGGCGCUGUGACUUUCCACCGUAAAAAGAACUUGCAGUACUUUGAAAUUUCUGCCAAGUCCAACUAUAACUUCGAGAAGCCAUUCCUCUGGCUCGCGAAGAAGCUCGUUGGUAACAGCAACCUCGAGUUUGUUGCCGCACCUGCCCUCGCUCCCGCUGAGGUUCCCGUGGAUUCAGCGUUGAUGGCUCAGUACAAUCUUGAAUUGCAACAAGCGAACAACGUUCCUCUUCCCGAAGAGGACGACGAUCUGUAAUCCAAUGUUUUCCAUUUAUCACCUACACUUCCGUACCAUGUGAUUUUAACACCUUCCACUAUAAACGUUACCAUCCAAUCAAGUUCUUUACUACAAUUUUUCUUUUCCGUACGCAGUUUUUUUUCUCUUCUAUCAGCCAGGCCCUUCGUGCUCUAAGCUACACAUAAUCUUCCCACUGGCAAACGCUUGCUAAGAUUAUGCAUUUGGGACUUGUGUUUUGAAAUCUUGUUGUUUGACAUGAGAAAUGCUUCCCAUUCAGUGGUAAAAUUUAGUCGUAUCAAAAGAAGUUGUAUGAUAAGGAGAUCGUGUUCAAUUUGUUAGUGGUAGAGUAGAGUACAUACGUAUGGGCUAGGUAUUCCAGUUUGAUCAGUAUUAUGUUUGUUGAAAGAUGUCCGAAGAUUUUGGUGGGGCAAGUGUUGUACAUGAGAUGGUGAUGUGAAAUGAAAAAGAAAAGAAAGGUUAGAGCGAAUUCUGCAUAAGUUGGAAUCCACAACAAAAAAGACUAUAACUGGAUGAGGCUAGUCGAACGACGCUUAAAACAAUGAUGCGGUGUAACGGUUGCAGCCAAUGAGUAAACCGAACAUUUGGAAUUUGGUCAUAUCAAGUUCCAAAUGUCGGUCAUUAAACCAUUUUUCUCGAUCUUCAGGGUGCCACUGCAGAAGUGCCUUCAAAUUUGCCUCGUUAUCUAUACCGAUUUUCAAAAAGUUGGGUAACAGGUGUCCGAGAUUUGGUUCAAGGGACUGCAGGAAUUGCCUGACGAACGCUGAGGAGUCUCGCGC
Messenger RNA from Serpula lacrymans var. lacrymans S7.9, 1505 nucleotides. RefSeq lists its product as uncharacterized. Gene Ontology annotation, molecular function: GTP binding; GTPase activity. The coding region runs from base 76 to 726 and encodes 216 amino acids. Gene Ontology annotation, biological process: protein import into nucleus; ribosomal subunit export from nucleus. Gene Ontology annotation, cellular component: nucleus; cytoplasm. The transcript has 7 exons. The record is from RefSeq and is a predicted model, not a curated record. NCBI's taxonomy places the organism in Eukaryota, Fungi, Basidiomycota, Agaricomycetes, Boletales, Serpulaceae.